Messenger RNA from Lucilia cuprina (Australian sheep blowfly), 2444 nucleotides. Its product is annotated as esterase B1. Lineage: Eukaryota; Metazoa; Arthropoda; Insecta; Diptera; Calliphoridae. The record is from RefSeq and is a predicted model, not a curated record. The transcript has 5 exons. The coding region runs from base 1 to 2016 and encodes 671 amino acids.
AUGGUACAAAUUGGAUAUUGCUACGUCAAGUUCAAAACUAAACAGAAACGUUUACGUACAGAUGAAAAGGUCAUUGUCGACACAACAUAUGGCAAAAUAAAAGGUGUUAAAUGGCGUUCACUCUACGGUCCCACUACAUAUUACAGCUUUGAGGGUAUACCAUUUGCCAAGCCUCCAGUGGGUGAGUUGCGUUUUAAAGCGCCCGUAGAACCGGAACCUUGGACGGGCAUUAAACGUUGUACACGUGUACGUGCCAAACCCUGUCAAUAUAAUAUUAUAAUUAAACAAGUUCAAGGUCGUGAAGAUUGUCUGUAUUUAAAUGUCUAUACAAAAAGGUUAAAGCCCACCAGACCAAUGCCAGUUUUGGUUUGGGUUUAUGGUGGUGGUUUUCAAAUGGGUGAAGCAUCUAGAGAUUUAUAUAGUCCGGAUUACAUCAUGAUGGAAAAUGUUGUUUUAGUAACAAUUGCUUACAGAUUGGGACCAUUAGGAUUCCUUAGUCUUGGUGACGAAGGCUGUGAUAUACCCGGUAAUGCGGGUUUAAAAGAUCAAGUUUUGGCCUUAAAAUGGAUCAAAAAGAAUUGUCAUUUCUUUGGCGGUGAUUCGGAAAAUAUUACCGUUUUUGGUGAAAGUGCCGGUGCUGCAUCAACACACUAUUUAACAUUGACCGAACAAACCAAAAACUUAUUUCAUAAAGCAGUUGCCAUGUCGGGCUGUGCCAUGGUACCAUGGGCUAAAAUACCUCACUUAGAUUGGGCAUAUCGUUUGGCCAAAGUUACCGGCUAUAAGGGAGAAAAUAAAGAUGCAGAUGUAUUGGCAUAUCUAAAGCAAUUAAAACCCGGUAUUAUGUUAAAAGCCUGUGAUGAUUUAUUAACCACCGAAGAGCGACAACAUAGCAGGUUGAAUUUUAGUUUUGGACCAUGCGUGGAACCGUACAAAACGGAACAUUGUGUUAUCGAUAGAGAACCGUUGGAAAUGUUAAGAAAUAAUUGGGGCAAUAAUAUACCUUUACUAAUAGGUGGCAAUUCAUUUGAGGGACUUUUAGCAUUUUCCGAAAUUAGAAAAUAUCCAUAUCUAUUAAAUGAAAUAGGUGAGGGUGAGAGUUUGCCACCACAGGACGCGAAUUUAACACCAGAAAAACGUUUGGAAUAUGGACGCAUGUUAAAGCAAAUGUAUUUUGGUGAUCAGCAAACAUCAUGUGAAGCCUUACUGCAAUACAGUGAUCUUAUUUCAUAUAAAUGUUUUUGGCAUGGCAUACAUCGUACACUGCUAGCACGACGUCAAUAUGCUACGGCGCCCACCUAUUUGUAUCGUUUUGAUUUUGAUUCGAAACAUUUCAAUUUAAUGCGCAUCAUCACGUGUGGUCGCAAAGUACGUGGUACCUGUCAUGCUGAUGAUCUAUCGUAUCUUUUCUACAAUGCGGGUGCAAAAAAACUGAAAUAUCGCACCGCUGAAUAUACAACAAUACGUCGAAUGGUCGCAAUAUUAGUGAAAUUUGCUGAAUGUGGCGAUCCCAAUAUACCGCUAACGGAUGCGGUCUGCUGGCCUUCAUUAAAUGGCUGUAUCAGUAAUGGCCAUCACAAACAAAAGCAAUACCAACAACAACAUCAUCAUCAGCCUCAGACUCACACUGAAAAGGAUGAUACUGUCAAACAAAUGCAAAAUGAUGGAAAUUCUAAUGGUGAUGAUGUUUCUCCCGUGAAUGGUCAUGAUGUUCAUAUUAAUGGAGAUGAUGAUGUGCAUGAUGAUGAUGAUGAUGAAAAAGUUAGUGAUUGUGCCAAUAAUGAUGGCAAUACAAAUUUGUUGUUGGAGCAACAGGAUGAACAACAACAAGUUCAUAAUCAUCAGCAGCAGCAACAACAACAUCAAUAUUGGCCACCGAUUACAUGUUGUGAUGACACAACAACAACAUUCAAAUGUUUAAAUAUUUCGGAUGAAUUGGAAGUGAUUGAUUUGCCAGAAGCUGAAAAAUUAAAACUCUGGGAUGCCAUGUAUGAAGAUAAAUCCUUAUUAUAUUAGGGACAUCAACAACUGUUAUAAAUAUUAAAUAAAAUAUCCUAUACAAACACACACAUAUAUCCAUUUGUCCCAUAUGUGUUUAAACAACAACAUUUUAUUUAAAAAAUUUUAUCAAAUUUCUAAUACCAAAAAAAAAAGCAAAUAUAUAACAAAAUUGUCGAUAUUACUAUAUAGAAUUUAAUAUAUACAUAUACAUAUUUAAACUUUUGAUAUAAUUUAGUUUUGUUAUUAAACCUAAAAACUGUUGUCAAGAAAAUAGGGUUUUAAAAAUUUUUCAUUAUAUUAAUAUUAUUAUUGUUCUUUGAAAGAACAUUGUUUUUUUGGAAUAAACAUUAUUAGUCUAAGAAUUCAAAGAAUUGUUCUUGUAGUUAGUAGUUUUAGACAUUUUUUUUUAUUACCUAAUAAAUAUUUUAUUUUUAAUAUACAAA